This is a messenger RNA of Haliotis rufescens (red abalone), 1078 nucleotides long. RefSeq names its product ventral anterior homeobox 1-like. Gene Ontology annotation, molecular function: DNA binding; DNA-binding transcription factor activity, RNA polymerase II-specific. The coding region runs from base 370 to 915 and encodes 181 amino acids. The transcript is spliced from 3 exons. NCBI's taxonomy places the organism in Eukaryota, Metazoa, Mollusca, Gastropoda, Lepetellida, Haliotidae. The record is from RefSeq and is a predicted model, not a curated record. Gene Ontology annotation, biological process: central nervous system development; neuron differentiation; regulation of DNA-templated transcription.
CUGGCCCAUUGUAGACGGUUGUAUUAAAGAGAGGCUUGUUACCGUCAAUACUCCAUUGCAUUGCGAACAUCCACCAAAAGACACCUCCCUCCCUCUCCCUCGUCAACAGCUGAUAGACGUAACGUUGUUUAUAGCGACGUCGACAACGGCGACAAAGCGCUUUCCAAGUUGUUGGCAGAUGAGGUGUUGACGAUUUAACAAAUAGUCUCAACGUGCCAUGCUAUAACACGAGGGAAGAUUGGCAGUUAUCACAACCUCCGUGGGAUAGCUGUCAUUGUCAACAUUCCCAGAUAGCCCUCGUGACGUGAAGGUGACGAAUUGACAAUUACAGGUAUAAGGUGGAAACCAAUUAAGGUGGUCACUUUAUGUAUGCGACUCAACUCGCGCGUCUCCUCCGCCGUCAUGAUGGACAGUGGUCAGUCACAGUGGGGCCGCACCAUGAACGUCGGCACCAACGCCACAGCACACGUUGCGGGGACGUACCCAACAUAUUGUCAGAAGCUCACCGUCAAAGAUCCCAACGGCAUGGUGAAGGAGCUAGUGUUCCCUAAAGCCCUGGACCUGGACCGUCCCAAGAGGGCGAGGACGACGUUCUCCUCGGAGCAGCUGUACAAGCUGGAGCAGGAGUUCCAGAGGAACCAGUACCUCGUGGGCAAGGAGCGGACAGAGCUCGCCAAGAGGCUCAAGUUGUCGGAGACUCAGGUGAAGGUCUGGUUCCAGAACCGCCGUACCAAGUACAAACGGGACCGGGAGCGGGAGGCGGAGGCGAAGGACUCAAAGGCGGAGACUGUAGCAACUCAGAACAUUCUACGACUGUUGCAAGCCACGCGCCAUUACCCAGUGACCCCCUGCCCCGCCCCCGUGCCACCCUCCUACCCCUACUUCCAGACAUACAUACACCAUGGCUUGUCUUAGGGAAAAUCCCGACAAGGUGUUUUUGAUGUGUAAGUGCGUGACUGGUUGGUUCUGACAGGGUGUUCAAGUGCUAAACAUGUGUUCAGACGGAUGACCUCAUUGUUCGUCACUGAUGAACAUAAGCUAUGGUACAGCUGAAACAGACACUCGUGUGCUUGAAGAA